AGCACGAUUGUGCUUGGCUCUAAACAUGCAUUUCAAAAUAGCCCUUUUGGUCAGCGGUCUUUGUCUCGGCCUUUCCUCUGGUGACAAUGAGCCUCGCUCAAAAUUGCCAGUUCUUUAUCGAGUAGACCAGGCUUCAUCAAAUGUGGUGGUUUACCGUGGAGCUCAAGUGGACCAAGCCCGUGCUGCUGGACUCCUCCCGUCCAAGGGAUACAGCAAACCUACCCCUGAACCAUCUUAUCCCCCUCCCCCAAAAUACCCGCAACCCUCUUAUCCUGAACCACCAAAAUACCCGCAACCCUCUUAUCCUGAACCACCAAAAUACCCCCAGCCGUCUUAUCCUGAACCACCCCAAUAUCCUGAACCAACCACUACUACUACCACUACCACCACCACUUACGCUCCCCCAACCACAACCACUGAGGAACUUGUGACUUACCCUCCCACUACAACAACCGAGGCCUAUGAGCCUGAGCCCGCUCCUGCAUACCAACAACCUCGAGUGGUCUAUUAUCGCCCUGCCCCCACCUAUCCUCCCCAACCUGAGCCAACUUACCCUCCCCAACCCAAACCCACAUACCCACCUCAGCCCAAACCCACAUACCCACCUCAGCCAGAGCCCACUUAUCCCCCAGCCCCUGCUUACAAGCCCGCCCCUGCUUACAAGCCCGUCCCUGCCUACAAGCCCGCCCCCGCUUAUCAGGAACCCGCUUACCCAGACGUGCCUGCCAAAUAUGACUGGGAAUACCAAGUGAAAGACGAUUACUCCAAGAACGACUUUGGCCACAAGGAGUCUCGAGAUGGUUACCUUACCAAUGGCGAGUACUACGUGCUUCUCCCCGAUGGGCGUCGACAAACUGUCACCUAUGUGGCGGAUCAGAACGGAUACGUGCCCGAUGUUGUUUACGAGGGUGAGGCCCAAUAUCCCCAGGAACCCAAAUACAAACCGGCACCCAAAUACGAGGCUUAACCAUGAGCAAUCUUACGUCAAAUUAUGUCCGUGAAACACCAUUAAUUUAUAAUGAAAAAUAAGAGUCUUCAUUUGGCUGGUUUCUUAAUAAAGCUCUUGAGCCCUGAAGUUAAUCCCUCUGGACUUUCCUUGUUAUACAGACAAACCAUCUUUAAUG
Tigriopus californicus is the source of this 1124-nucleotide messenger RNA. Its product is annotated as adhesive plaque matrix protein-like. The record is from RefSeq and is a predicted model, not a curated record. Lineage: Eukaryota; Metazoa; Arthropoda; Copepoda; Harpacticoida; Harpacticidae. Gene Ontology annotation, cellular component: extracellular matrix. The coding region runs from base 26 to 967 and encodes 313 amino acids. The transcript has 3 exons.